CUGCCUGGAGCGGGGUUUCCUGCCGCUCAGGAAGUGAAAGCGACAACAUGGAGUUGGUGGAAAUGAGGUCAAUGUCUGUCCUCCUCUUUCUAUUGUUUAUGGUACCCGUUGGGAGCCAGGUCACUCUCGGACCGACCAUGCGAGAUUGCUCAGAUUUUACAAAUACAUCUUGUGAAGAGUGCUUGGAAAAUGUCAGUUGCCUCUGGUGUUUUGUUGAUCAACGUUGCAUGAAGUAUCCUGUUGAAACUAUAAUUCCUCCCCGUUCAAUAUGUCCUUUAAACGAAGCUCGUUGGGGAGUUUGCUGGAUAAACUUUGAAUGUUUGAUCAUUGCAAUGUCUGUGGUUGGAGGACUCAUUCUGCUGCCUUUGGUGUGUUGCUGUUGUUAUUGCUGUUGCAAGAAGAACGUAUGUCGUUGUUGUAAGAGAAAAUCCCACAGUUAUGAUGAAGAGGAGGAAAUACUGGCCAAGCUGCAAGAGGAGAGAAAACAAUACAGGAAGAAAAGGGAUGCAGAUACAAAAGCACGCUAUAAUGAAAUUUGCAAGAAAUAUGGUCUUCUUCAGAAUUCUGAUCACAUCUAUAGCAAGUUUGAAAAUGAAUAAAGGAACUCUGCUUUCAAGAGUGCCUGGAUGUUUUUAAUACUCUCACUAUUGCAACCCACUAUUCAAUCAAAUGAAGCAGUCUAUCUUCACAUUAACAUAUAUUUUACAUCAAAAAUCAUGUUAUUUUCAUAUCAUUGUAUUUCAGUAUGAUUUCUGCAUCUGUAAUGUUAAAAGUCCUGCAAUUCUGUUGAAAUGACAUGGUAAGAAAUAUGUUAAAUUGUCUUUUCAAAGUUGAUAUAUUCCAUCAGAUGUCCAACUGUCAUGUGGCAAAUUGCACUUUUGUAUAGAAACUGACAAUUUAUAUUUUCAGUAGUGACAAUUAUGAUGAGAAAUCCUCCAAGCUACUUACCUAUGAGAUUCCUUACUUGCACAGUAUUGUUAAGAUAAUUAAAAUGAAUGCUGUAUUCUUGGUUUUAUUUUGAUGUUGUAUAUUGUCUAAUUUGACAUUAUAUAAAUACUAGCCCUACUAUAUUUCAAAAAUGCUGGAUUUGAUUCAGAUACUUUAUUUCUAGUCUGAUACAGAUUACAAUGAAGAGAUUUUAUUUUUGUUUCAAAGUCAUAUACUGUUGAGAAGAAUUAAUGCCCAGGCCAUUUCAGUCUGCUGCAUAAAAUGAAAACAGAAAAUGCUGGAAAUACUCGGCAGGUCAGAAAGCAUCAAUGAGGAGUGAAAUAAUGAGAGUUUCAGGUUUAAUAACAUACAUCAGAACUUAAUCUGCAUUAUUAUACCUUACUAUAUUUUAUGCACAUUGCUAUACCUUGUUUCCAAAGAGAUCACUAAUAGAUGCUGAAACUUAACUUGAACUAGUAGAAAGUUUUCUAAAUCAUAGUUUGUUCUGGUGUCAAAUAAUAAAUUCAGUUGCAUACUAUAUUGUUAAAAACAGAAGUUAUUUGGGUGAUAUCAUUUGCAUCAUGGGAUAAUUGUCACCUGCUUUAAAAUACAAAUCUAAAAUGGCGAAUCUUUAUUACAAGUCUAAAUUGUUUUGAUGUUUAUGUUAGGCAGAUCUUUGCACAUUAGCAGUUCACAGUCUGAUAUACUUUAAAUCACUAUAAUAUUCAAUUACAAGAAUGAGAUAUUGCUGUAAUUUACGAUUUUUCUUUGUACAAAUGAAGUCUAUAAACAGACUUGAUUGCUUUCAGAAUGGAGAUGUCUCCCAAUAAGUGCUAAAGGGAGUGAGAAAUUUCAUCUAUUCCCUAACAUUACAUUUUCUAAAUAUUUUCAAUGAAUUGUAAUUGUUUUGUGUAUUUUUCCCACUCCGUUUAAUAAAUUUAACUUGUCAAUGUA
Molecule: messenger RNA, 1881 nt
Organism: Chiloscyllium plagiosum (whitespotted bambooshark)
Lineage: Eukaryota; Metazoa; Chordata; Chondrichthyes; Orectolobiformes; Hemiscylliidae
Product: pituitary tumor-transforming gene 1 protein-interacting protein-like
Biological process (GO): protein import into nucleus
Cellular component (GO): nucleus; cytoplasm
Source: RefSeq, a predicted model, not a curated record